This is a messenger RNA of Botrytis sinoallii, 1704 nucleotides long. RefSeq lists its product as uncharacterized. The record is from RefSeq and is a predicted model, not a curated record. Lineage: Eukaryota; Fungi; Ascomycota; Leotiomycetes; Helotiales; Sclerotiniaceae. Bases 1 to 1704 code for a protein of 567 amino acids. The transcript is spliced from 3 exons.
AUGCGCCAUUAUACGCUGGGAUUUGGUGUUGACGAGUCUGCCAAAAGCCAAGGUGAUGAAGGAAUGGAAUCAUCUGCUCCUCCAAAACAAAGCUUCGUUGCAGUUUCCACAUACAACCGUCAAAAUAUGACAAUAGUCACUGAGUAUAAUAUAUACAGCUUUCGAGUGCUGAUGAACCCUAACUUGUCUGACGCAGAAAGGCUUUCUGAGGAAUGGUAUGUGGCAACGUCAAUGUAUCAUGAAUUUAUGCAUGUACUUGGCUAUGCUAAGGAAUUCACCUUCGAUGGAGACUCUCUCAAAGAGGAAAUAAACGAAGCGGUUUCUUAUGGUGCACUUUAUGAGCCAAUGUGGCGUCGAGAACAAAAGUCUGAACUUGGAUGGGCAGGCGAGGCUUCCGUGUUUGGAGGCACACACUCUAAAAUACUGUACAAUAAAAUAACGGACGGACCUGGUUUAGGAAGCACUCUAGAUCCUUGGCCAGAAUACGACGCAGCAAGGCAUGGUGAUACACCUCAGCUUGUACUGCCCUUGGGCUCAACAUGGGCAUCUCCUCUGCCUAUAUAUAUGCAUACCCAGUUUCGAUCAGAGGACUUCUGGUCGUUACAUACCAGAAAGUAUGGGUUAUUCCACCCAGUAAGUUCGAUAGGCUAUGCACAUGCAAUCACCAUCGAAGAUGAUUAUGCUAAAGAUAUUGAUUAUCAAUACAAAGUUGUUCUUCCGUCUAAUUUCAACAGAUAUUUAUCGCCCGUGUCAGUCAUUACCCCCACCCUGCACGGGUUUUCGAAACCGAGUAAACGUACUUAUGCAGAAUAUCUCUGGUUAAAUCAAGAUGGGAGAACCGACAAAGCCAAAACUCUUCAAAGUCGUCUUGAAAGAUUUCGCGAUUUGUUUCAUGAUAUCAACACAACUAUGCAUCAACAAUCCAAAACACUCAUGGAUUACUCGUGGUUAUUUGCAUACUUUGAAGAGCCACCAGAACCAGAUAUCGAGGAAGCAGAUUACGAGAAUGAUCUUGAGAAAUGGCUUGAUAAAUGGACCGAAUCCUUGAACAAACUCACUGAAGCCUUGGAUGCGUGCCUACAAAAUUUCGACAUUUGCAUUCACAGACUUAUCGUCUGGGAAACAGCCAUUAAAUCCAGUUUAUACAGCGACAGGUACCAUGAAGAAGAAAUUAAUCAACGUAUCUACCUCAAGAGUUUUGGAGCAAAUCUAUUGAAGCUUAUCGAGUCACUUAAAUUCAUAGAAGGAGAAAAUGACAGGAAUUUGCAAAGGUACUAUAAUAAUAGCAUCGAUACCUACUGGGCCAGUCGCAGAAAACUCUCCCCUGAAUCCGAUUACGCGACUGUCGUUGUGGACAAUGCGCCGAGUGUACAAAAGAACAAAGCCGUCUUUGAAGCAAAAUUACAAAGAGCUCGAGCGCCCCUGGCACAUAUGGACGUCGCUUCCUUGGAGCCAUUGUGUAAUCAGAUGCUCCAUGAUGAUCUGGGAGCGGCUCUGAAACCAGCAUUGAGAGCAGAACUUUUCAUACUGCUAACGAAAUGCACGAGUCUCCAUAAAAGUGAAUUAAUUGAAUAUGCGCGGGGAGCGAGAAAAGCACUUCUCUGGUUAACAAGGGAUCCGACAGCGUCGGAUGAAGAAAAGUUGCCGGCACUGGAGAAACGAGACGAGCUCCAAGAGUAUAUAAACGCAAAUAAAAAAUCGUGA